AUGAGUGCAGCCCUAGCCACUACUCAGCCCGCCCACCCGGCUCAUCUCGACGAUGAGAUCAUGGCUCUCGCCCUGCAGCUCGAGGAAAUCGACAUCCAUUCCAAAGGCCAGAAGGGUAAGCAUAAAGCUUGUAGCCCACCGGACAUUGAUGUGGCCUUUUCGGCAUUCCAAGCAGAGCUCCAGCAAGCUAUUGGAUUGUUGGAAGAUCUCAAAUGCGCUCAUAGUAUCGCCCUAGCCGUGGAUACGGAUUCCCAACUCAUCAGAGAGAUCGCCCAGGAAGAAGCUCAGGGAGAAAGAGAUAGACGUCUAGCGCUACAACUUAGUGGGCAGAACCCGGAUCUGGCUCUGGACGCCCCACCUCCUUAUGAAGAGGGAUCACAGGAGGACGACGCCGGCCCUUCCAUGACCUACGCCGAGAGGCAGCGCACCGUAUUGGAAAAGCUUCCACUUCGCUCUCGCGAUAAGUGGUUGCAGUGCAUCGCUUGCAUCGACAAAUUUCCGCCCCACGAGAUCGUUCAUGCUCCAUGUGGAACUAUCUACUGCACCGAUUGCAUGAAGACACUCUUCAUGAAAUCUGCCAAGGACCAAAGCUUGUAUCCGCCAAGCUGCCAUCGUCAGGAGAUCCCUCUGACCUUAAUUGCGUGGAAAAUGUCAUCGGAGGAGCUGGCUCAAUUCAACACAGCCGCUAUCGAGUUCUCCACGUUGGAUAGGACUUACUGUAGCAAUCUCCCAUGCGGAAAGUUUAUUUCUCCGGACCACAUUGUGGCAGGUCGGGCCACAUGCGAACAUUGUGGGGAAGAAACCUGCGCAUAUUGCAAGCACGGCUCUCAUACAGGUGAUUGUCCUGAAGAUCGUGAACUCCAGGCGACUUUAGAGCUUGCCGAAGGGAUGCGUUGGAGACGCUGCUACAACUGUAGGAAUAUGCUGGAAUUGAGAUCUGGAUGCUACCAUAUGACCUGUUUAUGCAAGGCUGAGUUCUGCUACGUCUGCGGAGUGGAAUGGAAGAAUUGCAGUUGUGACAGAUGGGAUGAGGAUAACCUUGAAGAACAAGCCGAACAUCGCGUUGCUAGAGACGUCGGCUGGAUGCCUUUGCCCCCUCAAGAGCGCCAGCAGCGUGUCCGCGCGAUGCGACAGGAAUUACUCGAAACUCACGAGUGCGAUCAUCCUGGCAGAUUCGAGAAAAUUCAGCAUGGAGGAAGACGAGGCUUCCAGUGCGAAAUGUGUGACACUCGCCACUGGAAAUUUAUCCUCCAGUGUCGCCGCUGUCAUAUUCAGUUAUGCCAGGAAUGCCGAUGUAAUCGCGUCAGGUAAUCUCAAGGCUUGAGAGGGCAAAGUUGUAUGACCUGUACUGGCGAGCCAUGCGGGCCGCUAGUCUAUCUCUAUGAGUUAUAAAUACAUGGUCUAGUAGAGAUUCAGCCAUUAUAACUCUCUAUAGAAGAGAACCAGUUGUAAGGUAGCUUAAUUGAAG
Mytilinidion resinicola is the source of this 1468-nucleotide messenger RNA. RefSeq lists its product as uncharacterized. Gene Ontology annotation, cellular component: ubiquitin ligase complex; cytoplasm. Lineage: Eukaryota; Fungi; Ascomycota; Dothideomycetes; Mytilinidiales; Mytilinidiaceae. Bases 1 to 1311 code for a protein of 436 amino acids. The transcript is spliced from 3 exons. The record is from RefSeq and is a predicted model, not a curated record. Gene Ontology annotation, biological process: protein polyubiquitination; positive regulation of proteasomal ubiquitin-dependent protein catabolic process; ubiquitin-dependent protein catabolic process. Gene Ontology annotation, molecular function: ubiquitin protein ligase activity; zinc ion binding; ubiquitin conjugating enzyme binding.